Messenger RNA from Adineta ricciae, 1812 nucleotides. NCBI's taxonomy places the organism in Eukaryota, Metazoa, Rotifera, Eurotatoria, Adinetida, Adinetidae. The record is from the annotation of a GenBank genome assembly.
AUGUCUUACCGUCCGUCGUCAGCUCGUCGUCAACAAACUAGCACAAAUCCAAUUACUGGAGAAAAAAUUGAUUAUAGCAAGAAAGCAACUUUCACCAAAGAUCAAACUGCACCUCUAAUUCCAACGUUAGAUCUAACUGAUGUCAAUGAUAGUGAUCGACAACCCCCACUAUCAGCGAAACAAUAUUAUGGAUCAGCAAGACCACCAUCAGCUCAAGGUGGUGCUAGUGCUCGCUUAGGUUCACAUCGACCUGAAAGUCGGGCGUAUGGAAAUUUCGAUCAUCAACAGGCUAUCUAUACAAAUCGUCAUGGCAAUCUACUGCAAAACACUCAGUACGAUCUGAAUCCUAAUCGAGUUCCGGCUAUGGAUGUAAAGAUUCCUGCCCCUCUACCAGCAGCUCGCCCCAUGUCAUCUCGAACUCAGCGAGCAUUAUCUACACGUCUGCCUGAUUCAGUUCGACCGGCGGUAAUACUAGAUGGAAAAGCAGAAAUGACUCCUCGUCAAAAUUUCACACCAUCAGUAGCUUCUCCCAUUGAUCAAUUCCAAUUAGGCUGGUUAGAGAGCGGCAAUCAUCAGGAUUCGUUGAAAAAAGUAGCUGCUGAAGAGCAGAAUGGACAACGAAAACAGGAAUUAAUGGAUGACCAAGUUCUGUCCGAUCAAUUAUCACGUUAUGUUCUAAGCGAUAUCGAGCAAGAAGAAGAUCGGCAUAAGCCGAUUAUUGUUCAACAGCAACCGAGACGAAAUCUCGAUAGACGUAUGCACGAUACACGAGUUAAAACAAGUACAUCACUAACAGAAAAUUUGCUCAGUAAACGCAUUCGUUUUUCAUGUCGAAUGUUAACUAGAGAUGGCAAAGAUGCGCUACGAGAAUUGUUUGGCUUCUAUUUCGUGCUCGAUAGAACAUUAGCUAUAUACGAAUAUCGCAUAUUGGGUAAACGUUCAAAUGCAUUGCCAUUGAUUCCACGAGGACAAUAUAUACAUUUAUCGGGUUACAACAAGGGACAACCAUAUACUUUACUCGAUUUCUAUCAAGGAGCUCAGAUUGAUUUUGACACUCGAUCGAUAACAUCUUUACCGGAGACAGUCCGUCACCGAACGAAAUUAACAAUCUGUAUUGUAUCUAUCAAUGAACAAGAAAAACAAAUUUUAUUACUUGAUGGUAUACAAGAUUUGAAACGUCGUGAAGUUCUCUACGCUAUCAAACAUCCGUAUAGCACUGAACAACUCGAACAUCAACGAUAUUUGGCUGAUGUUCAUCAAUUAACCAAGCCGCAGAUAAAAAAUCGAACAUUGAUUGUGUAUACAAGUUUAGCUGAGUACUAUCGUCGACGAGCACACAUGGACCGUUAUGAAGACAAAGAUUCGGUUUGUAUAUGUGAAAAGGAAGAUCUCUUAGCCGGACUACAUGAAUUUAAAAUACAUCUUAGUGCAGGACAUUUUGCGUAUAUUUGGUCGCAUAUGUCCAUACAAGGUGAAGCUAAUGAAUUUCUCAAUUUAUUGUUUGGUGAACUAAAUGAACGGCGUUUUGCUCAAGUGAUAAAAGCGUAUGCCAAACUAGAUCCAUCGAAAACAGGCUAUACAGAUAUUGAUACAAUGAAAAAGUUCGUUAAUCUCUACGGUCACCCAUCUGCACUUCAAAAUCAUUUAUCUGAUGAACAAUUAUGGUCACGUUUCUGUGAAACGUUUCGUUUCGCUUUAGACUAUCCACGUGUGUCCUUUUCGGAGUUUCUUAACGUUUACGAAGCACUUAAUAUUGCUGUUGAUCAAGAUGAUGAUUUUAUCCAUCUAGUCAAUAAUACUUGGCAUAUUUAA